UAGCCAUAGCCAUACAGUACAAGAGUGUAUGGAAAGUUGGGUAAAAUCCAAAAAAAAAAAAUGUCCAUAUUUCUUUUCACCAACCUGUUGAUCAGUAAUUAUGUUAUUUUCUUUUUUGUCUUGUUCUGAAAUCAUUCUUUGCCAAUGAAUUCAAUUCGAACAUUUUCACUGUCAUUUCAUAGUUGUAUCAUUCAAUGAUUUUGACAAGAAAUUCUAGAAAUAUAUGGUUCUAAAGAGACUAUAGAUCAUGUUUUGCUGUAUGGGUUUACACCAAAUUUCAUUCUUGUACUCUACUUUGUUUUGCGUUUUUUAUAUUGCUAUCUUUCUUUUGGCACGAAAAGUGUGAUUGUUUCAGCUAGAGUGUUUUAGGCAGCAUUAGAGUUGUGCUAAUUUGUAGUUCUUUCAGUUUCUUGUGCUGGUAAAAGGGUGGAUAAGUUUUUCUCUAACUGUAGAUAGUUGUUGUCAUUGGGUUUAAACUAUUGUUCAAUUUGUGAGUGGAAAUAAGGGGUCUAAACUGUAUGCAGUUCUUGUAGAAGCAGAUUUUUUUUUGGUGCUUGAAACAAUAGGUUGCAAUACGUUUCAAAACUGUUGCUAGUUGUGUUUAAAAUUGCUCAAAUUUUGAGUCUUGGGAAAGGGAAGACUAUUGCAAUUGAAUAGGAGUCAUGGGUUUUGCUUUUGCUUUCAGGGUAUCGCCUUGUUUUGGGAUAAAUUUAGAGUUAAAGCAUCGUUUUCGAGUGAGAGCUGAGAGAAUAGGUGAUAGUGAUUUGUCAGUGUUGUCAUCUGAUGGAGUCUCAGUGAAUGGAGCAGCUUCUGUGAUGGGAGACAAAGAGAAAAAAGGGUCUUUGCUUGAUGGUGGGAAUGGCAGGUUAAAGCCUAGAAUAUAUGAGAGAAAAUUGGUUAAAGAAAUGGUUUCUGAAGAAUUGGAAGUAUUGUGGGAUGAUGGUUAUGGAACUAAUACAGUGAAAGAUUAUCUCUAUGAAGCAAAGGACAUGAUUAAGAAUGAUGGCGGACCACCAAGGUGGUUUUGCCCUAUUGAGUGUGGGCGUCCUAUAAAAGAUUCUCCUGUUCUUCUGUUUUUACCUGGGCUUGAUGGUGUUGGUAUGGGCCUAAUUUUGCACCAUAAAGCUCUUGGAAAGGUUUUUGAAGUUCAAUGCCUUCAUAUUCCUGUCCAUGAUCGAACACCAUUUCAAGGACUGGUGAAACUUGUUGAAGAAACUGUUAGGCUUGAGCAUGCUUCACGUCCAAAUAGUCCAAUCUAUUUGGUGGGAGAUUCCAUUGGAGGAUGCUUAGCACUUGCUGUUGCUGCUCAUAAUCCCACUAUUGACUUGGUGCUGAUAUUAGCAAAUCCUGCUACAUCAUUUGGCAGGUCACAGCUGCAACCAUUGUUCCCUAUAUUGGAAGCUUUUCCUGAUGGGCUACAUGUUACUAUCCCUUAUCUUCUGAGCCUUGUGAUGGGUGAACCGUUGAAAAUGGCGACAGUUGGCAUUGAAGGUAGGCUUCCUCCCAGGCAGAAAAUCGAACAAUUGUCUGGCAACCUCACUACUUUGCUUCCUCUUCUUUCUGGUUUGGCUGAUAUUAUACCAAAGGAGACUCUCAUUUGGAAGUUGAAGUUGCUUAAAUCAGCUUCUGCUUAUGCGAAUUCACGUCUCCAUGCUGUUAAAGCUGAAGUACUAGUGCUUGCUAGUGACAAGGAUAAUAUGCUUCCUAGUCGAGAAGAAGCUCAACGUCUUAAAAAUUUAUUACCAAAUUGCAAUAUUCGCUGCUUCAAGGACAAUGGCCAUACCCUUUUCCUGGAGGAUAACAUGAAUUUACUGACCGUCAUUAAAGGUACUUGCAAAUAUCGGCAUUCGUGGAGGCACGAUUUUACCUCAGAUUUUCUGCCUCCCAGCAUGUCAGAAUACAAAUAUGCAUUUGAUGAAGUAGCUGGAUUAAUACGUUUUGCUUCUGGUGCUGCUAUGUUCUCAACCAUGGAAGAUGGAAAGAUAGUUGAGGGGCUUGCAGGGGUUCCAAAUGAGGGUCCUGUGUUGUUAGUUGGUUACCAUAUGUUGAUGGGGCUUGAACUUGCUUGUCUUAUUGAAGCGUUCUUGAGAGAGAAGAAGAUUAUGAUCCGUGGAGCAGCACAUCCAGAGUUAUUUUGGGGAAAUUUUCAAACGUCAUCUAAUGAAUUUUCUUUCUCUGAUUGGAUGAAAGUAAUGGGUGCAUUACCUGUCACAGCAAACUAUCUUUUCAAGGUUUUGUCUACAAAAUCCCAUGUUCUUCUUUAUCCUGGCGGCGCACGUGAGGCCCUCCAUUAUAAGGGUGAACAAUAUAAAUUAUUUUGGCCUGACCAACCGGAGUUUGUGAGAAUGGCAGCCAGGUUUGGGGCCACAAUUGUACCUUUUGGGACUGUAGGAGAAGAUGAUAUAGUAGAAUUGGUUCUUGAUUACCAUGACUGGAUGAAAAUCCCUGUGGUUAAUGACAAAAUCAAAGAAGCCAUUCGGGGCGGUAUAAAAAUAAGGGAUAAAACAAAGGGAGAGGUUGCCAGGGAAGAGCUCUUUGUUCCUGGGUUGUUACCCAAGUUACCAGGCCGCAUUUACUAUCUGUUUGGAAAGCCGAUAAAAUUGAAGGGAAGGGAUGAUUUACUGGAGAACAGAGAAGAUGCAAAUGAAAUGUAUUUGCAGGUAAAGUCAGAAGUUGAACAAUGUAUUGCUUACUUGUUAAAGAAGCGAGAGGAGGACCCGUAUAGGGGUAUAAUCGAUAGAACAAUCUACAGUGCACUCUAUGCUUCUCUAGACCAAGUUCCAGCAUUCAAGCUUUGAAAAACUACUCUAGCAGAUGCAUCUUGAUUCUUUAAUAGGCUUAUGUUAGUGCACUCUAUAUGUAUGAUAGCCAUGGCCAAUCUUAUGUAGCACAAUAUUACAAAUUUCCAAAUACAAAAGGAAAAUAAGAAAUAUGCUUGUUCAUUAUAUGAUUCACUCCAGAUUCUAUAUCAAACUGCAGAGAACAUCUUCUUUGAUGCGUAUAUUUCUGAUUCCAUUCCAACAAGCCAGCAACCGAGCAAA
Durio zibethinus is the source of this 3041-nucleotide messenger RNA. Its product is annotated as phytyl ester synthase 1, chloroplastic-like. Gene Ontology annotation, cellular component: membrane. NCBI's taxonomy places the organism in Eukaryota, Viridiplantae, Streptophyta, Magnoliopsida, Malvales, Malvaceae. The record is from RefSeq and is a predicted model, not a curated record.